Linum tenue is the source of this 300-nucleotide messenger RNA. Lineage: Eukaryota; Viridiplantae; Streptophyta; Magnoliopsida; Malpighiales; Linaceae. The record is from the annotation of a GenBank genome assembly.
AAAGGAGGGUCAGAAAUAUCAUCAAACAACAAGUGUAACGAUCCAAGGUUGUGCUAAUUCUAGAAGAAAUUCGAUGACAGCAAAAGAAGUCAACGAUACCUGGAAAACAAAUGAAAUGAAAAGUUGCUAUGAUCACAAGGAAUCUAUCAUAAAUUUCGAAGAAGUUAUUCGUUCAAACAUCAAUAACCCAUGCCCAAUCACGGAGUUCAGUAAGCCUAUAGAGCUUGAUUUGAAGAUGAUGUAGCCCCGCAUAAUCAAAUAAAUGCGAGAAACUUCACCAUAUUGAAGAAAUGUACCAGC